GUACGUCCAGAACCAGAUCGUCAGCGUGUUGACAGCAUCAGCCCUCACACGGAUGUUUGAGAAGCGACGGAAUUACGACUUCCGCCACUUAUUAGGAGGAACGGAACGCUUGCUAGACAACUUACUGAAUAUGUUGGACUCACACCCUUCUUUCCUCCUGGGGGCUAUACAGUGUCUACCCCUGGCUACCUCUGUCCGAGACACUAUCACACAGACCAUCAUCCAGUAUUGCUCCAAAAUUAAGAACCUGGUCUUCGGCCUGAUCAUCUGUCAAAAUCAGCUGAUCUCUCUCGUGCGCAUGAAGAAAUUCCUCCUGCAUCCAGCGGAUCUUCACUUGUUGUUUAAUCUGGUUAACGCUACUGAGUCCUUAAAGACAAGCGAAAACUGGAUGCCAAUAUGCUUGCCAAAGUUCGACCCAAAUGGUUACCUGUACGGUCAUGUUUCUUACCUGGCUGAUGACUGUGAGGCUUGUCUCCUGUUGCUGUCUGUGGACCGAGAACAGUUCUUCACCUUGUCCGAAGCUAAACAGAAGAUUGUCAGUAGAUUGCGGAGACAUCAUUGCCUUGAAGGGAUAAACACAGCAAUACGCACAUCGUCUUACACGGUCAAAGCCGUUGGGGCGCCCGAACCGCAUUUCCUCUACAAGUCGAAGACAACUGCGCAGUUUACCUGUCCCGAAUACACCUCUCCGUACCAGACAGUUGAAGGUCAGCGACACUUGUUCGGUAUGUACCAACUGCUGCACCAUCGUGUACACUCUGUCUCACGACCUCUCAAGAUGGUCUACAUGGUUAUGGAUACACAGACUCUGUUGGGAUGGGUGA
Molecule: messenger RNA, 824 nt
Organism: Cherax quadricarinatus
Lineage: Eukaryota; Metazoa; Arthropoda; Malacostraca; Decapoda; Parastacidae
Source: RefSeq, a predicted model, not a curated record